Molecule: messenger RNA, 1434 nt
Organism: Pedinophyceae sp. YPF-701
Lineage: Eukaryota; Viridiplantae; Chlorophyta; Pedinophyceae
Source: the annotation of a GenBank genome assembly
AUGAGUUGCCUGGGCAGGGCGCUGGCGGCACCGUUGGCGGCAGGGCGCGGCCGCCUUGGAGGUCGUAUGCUGUCCACGUCAUUCAGGGCACAGGUUCGCAUGAGGGGGUCGGUGGUGCAUCACACGGCGGGGCGGAGACUGCUGCGGUCGGUCAAUUCUCACUCGUUCGCGCCGCGGCGGGGCUUUUUCUGCUCUUCGUCGCGACUGAGGGGAUGUUCGAUUCGCGCACUUGCAUCGAAAUCUAAGAGAGAGGGAAGAAGCUCGUCGAAACGCCGCAAAAGUGCACGCAAAGAGGACGACUUGGAAGAUCAGCCUGUCCUGUCCUCGAAUUACGAGGAGUACAUGGCCCCCCCGAGCUACGUAGACAGCCAGCGCGAGAGCGACGCAGCGCACCCUCACGUGCCUGUCCUGCUCCAGGAGGUCCUCGACCACUUCGCCCCCGUGUCGAUGAAGACGUACGUCGACGGCACCCUCGGCGCUGCGGGGCACGCCGUGGCUCUCCUGCGGGCGCACCCGGAGUGCACGACCGUGGUCGGGCUGGACCAAGACCCCACCGCACUGGAGCUAGCGGGCAAGCGGUUCGCGCAGCUCAAACAGGAGAUCGGGCGCCCAGACCUGCAGGUCGAACUCGUGAGAUCGAACUUCCGGGACAUUGGCGCUGUGAUGGAGAGGUUGGGACACGCGGGGAGCGUCGACUGCAUCCUGCUAGACGUCGGCAUGUCCUCGAUGCAGCUCGACUCGCCAACGCGCGGCUUCAGCAUCCUGCGGAACCCGGACGCGCCGCUGGACAUGCGCAUGGACCCCGACGGCGCCCUGACGGCAGCAUUGAUAAUCAACCAGUGGUCGGAGGCGGCGCUGGGCGAGGUGUUCCGCGAGUACGGCGAGGAGCGGCAGUGGCGCGGCUUCGCAGCUCGCAUCGUCGACGCGAGGGAGGAGGCGCCCAUCGCGACCACGGCGGACCUCCUCUCCGCGCUGCGUCUCGACGGCAGCACGGGCAAGUGGCGGGGCGGGCACCCGGCCACCAAGGUCUUCCAGGCCCUGCGCAUCGCCGUGAACGACGAACUGGGCGCGCUCGAGACCGCGCUGCCCGCGGCGAUCGACGCGCUGGCGCCGGGCGGCCGCGUUGGCGUGAUCUCGUUUCAUUCACUCGAGGACAGGCUAGUAAAGCGUAUCAUGCAGCGGGCGGCCGGGAAGGGUCCGCCGUGGGCCAGGGGCGACGGGCCGCUGUGGAGCGCGCGCGGGGCCGGCGAUGGGGUCCGCGCGGCGCGGGGGGGGAGUAAAGGGGGUCUGUUGGAGGCGGAGCUGGAGGCGGCGCGGGACGAGGCGCCGGUCGGGCGGCUGGUGACGCGCAAGGUCGUGGAGGCGACGGCUGCGGAGGUGGAGUUCAAUGCGCGGGCGCGGCCGGCGAAGCUGCGCGUUCUCGAGAAGCUGUGA